CGCGACGCUUUCGCCAGUCUCUCGUCAGCCCCGUCCCGGAUCUCGUCAUGCUGCCUGUAUAUAAUCCUCGCUACGUCCUCUAUGCGCUCUACCACCUACACCCAUCCUUGGCUGCUUGGCGCGGUCACAGUUAGACUUUGUCUAUCCAGUAUCUACUCGACAACAUCAGGUGAAAUCUGCCGCUCCGCCCGUAUCUAGACCAUAUCCAUCAUGUCCCCUGUCGCGGUGAACGGCACGACCAACGGUGUGCAUCCAAGCAAUGGAACAUUCAAGAGUCACCAUGAUGGCUUCGGCACUCGGGCAAUCCACGUUGGCUCAGAGCCAAACCCGGAGACGGGCGCAGUCAUACCUGCUAUUUCUCUGAGCACGACAUACAAGCAGGACGGCGUCGGGAACCACAAGGGAUUUGAGUACUCGCGCUCUGGCAACCCUAACCGGAACGCGCUCGAGGCGACCUUGGCUUCAUUAGAAGCCGGUGGAUCUUAUGGCCUUGCAUUCGCCUCGGGCUCCGCGACCACUGCGACAGUCCUGCAGUCCCUCGGCCCCGAUGCCCACAUCGUCAGUGUAAAUGAUGUUUAUGGCGGGACUUUCAGGUAUAUGUCUAGGGUCGCUACGGAGAACCAAGGGCUCCAGACAACAUUCGUAGAUUUGGAGGGUGCAGAUGACGAGGCCAUUCUCGCUGCGUUCCGGCCCAAUACCAAGCUGAUUUGGAUAGAGUCACCUACAAAUCCGACGCUCCGUCUCAUCGACAUCCCCCGAAUCGUCGCACUGGCACGCUCCACACCUUCCUCCCCUCUCGUCCUCGUAGACAACACAUUCUUAUCACCCUACUACUCGUCCCCGCUCCUGCAGGGUGCAGACAUCGUCUUGCACAGCCUGACGAAGUACGUCAAUGGUCACUCCGACGUCGUCAUGGGCGCGCUCAUCCUCCCCGCGCACCACGCCGCGUUCACGGAGAAGCUGCGCUUCCUGCAGAACGCCAUCGGCGCCGUGCCGAGCGCGUACGACUGCUGGCUCGCGCAGCGCGGCGCGAAGACGCUGCACCUCCGCAUGAAGGCGCACGGCACGAACGCCCUCGCCGUCGCGCGCGCGCUGCAGCGCUCGCCGCGCGUCGAGGAGGUCAUCUACCCCGGGCUCGCGACGCACCCGCGGAACGACCUCGCGUACCGCUCGCUCUCGCCGCACGCGCGCAAGUUCGUCGACCAGUACGUCGUGCAGGACAACGAGGGCGGCUUCCCGUAUGGCGGGAUGAUCUCGUUCAGGAUACGAGGCGGCGCGGAGGAGGCGGAUCGCUUCCUUACGGCGACGCGCCUGUUUACGCUGGCGGAGUCGCUGGGCGGCGUCGAGAGUCUGGCGGAGCUGCCUGCGCAGAUGACGCACGGGAGCAUCCCUGCGGCGGAGCGUGCCCUGCUCGGGAUUGGUGAUAACCUGAUCCGGCUCUCUGUUGGUGUGGAAGAGGCGGAGGAUCUCGUUGCGGACGUUGAGCAGGCGUUGGAGGUCGCAGUGAAGACCUCGGAUUAGAUUGGACCGGGAGCUAGAGUCUACUAGGGAAUUGAUGUCGGUUUAGUUAGUUUUGCUGGACCUACCCACGUACGAGCGCUGUACCCAUAUUGUAACUUUGACACUACUGGACUCGAUGAAUAUUGAUCGACUAGCAUCUCAUUGUGACCUGAGUACAUGCACGAAAGUCAACUGGG
Molecule: messenger RNA, 1697 nt
Organism: Fomitopsis serialis
Lineage: Eukaryota; Fungi; Basidiomycota; Agaricomycetes; Polyporales; Fomitopsidaceae
Product: Cys/Met metabolism PLP-dependent enzyme-domain-containing protein
Exons: 3
Coding region: 211-1521 (436 amino acids)
Biological process (GO): transsulfuration
Cellular component (GO): cytoplasm
Molecular function (GO): pyridoxal phosphate binding; cystathionine gamma-lyase activity
Source: RefSeq, a predicted model, not a curated record